Molecule: messenger RNA, 987 nt
Organism: Nematostella vectensis (starlet sea anemone)
Lineage: Eukaryota; Metazoa; Cnidaria; Anthozoa; Actiniaria; Edwardsiidae
Product: cysteine and glycine-rich protein 1
Exons: 5
Coding region: 164-736 (190 amino acids)
Biological process (GO): muscle tissue development; sarcomere organization
Cellular component (GO): Z disc; cytoplasm; nucleus
Molecular function (GO): actinin binding; structural constituent of muscle
Source: RefSeq, a predicted model, not a curated record
GAGGUUACGGACAAGGCGUGGACAUUGAAUGCACGAUAGCUGUUAAAUUGUCGAUGCAAAUACCCGUGUGCGGCAGCGUUCUGUAGGCACACCAAGCGCAAAGCCAUCCACCCCUCGUCAGAUCUUCCAGGGAGACUAGUAGACUUACUCCAAAAAAAUCACCAUGUCCGAAGGCGCUCCAAUGAGAUGCGGUCGUUGUGAUAAGAUGUGCUACCACGCGGAAGGGAUAAGUAUGGCUGGAAAGCGCUGGCAUAAGAGCUGCUUCGCUUGCGCUGAGGUUCGCUGCCGGAAGAAGCUCGAGAGCACCAACUGCUGCGAAGGAAACGGCGACAUCUGGUGCAAAAGCUGUUACGCGCGCAAUUUCGGCCAGCGUGGGUACGGCUUUGGUCUAGGCGCCGGUACCCUAAGCAUGGACACGGGCAAGUACGGCGAAGCCCCGCCCAACAUGGCGCCCAAAGUGUGGUUCCCGACCAAGAAGGAGAACUUCGAGCUGAAGGAGGGCAUCUGUCCGGCCUGUGGCAACGAGGUGUUCGAAGCUGAAAAAGUUGCAUGCAACAACAAUGUAUACCACAAACAGUGCUUCGCAUGCUUUAAUUGCAAGUCGAAGCUGGAAUCGACAACGGUCAAUGACCACGAGAGCGGAAUCUACUGCCCAGCUUGCUACGCCAAGAACUACGGAGCACUCGGUUAUGGGUAUGGCGUAGGAGCCGGUGCACUCAAACUCACCGGCAAGUGAGAACCUCAUCCCGUCUCAACAGACUACUGCUAGCAAAUCUUAUAAUAAUACUCUUUUAGAACUUGUACGGACAUCGGACCAAAGCCAUAACGGAGUCGCUGUUCGUUAAGGAAAUGGUGAACAUAGAAACACAAUGCAAGGUCAUGUAGUAUAUCUCCCCGAAUGACAAUGUAUAAUUUACUUCCCACAUGAUCAAACUGUAGAAUCAAUGAUUGAAAUAAAGCGCUUGGUACGCCCGUACCGCCAUCGCA